AUGCUCCGCAACCGUCCAUCAAGAGUUCCUCUUGGUAUGGCUGAUGUCAAUCAGAUGAAGCAACGCCUAAAGCUCAAACAGGCCUCGCACCCUCUAGUCGCACAAACUGACCGGGCUUGUGCCCAUCACCAACAACAGAACAUCCGCAUUGCGCCACAGCCCCACUACAACCUCCGUGAAGGCCCUCAGAGAUCCAGAGAUGCAAGCGUCGUUCAGCUUGAUCCAAACCGCCAUGUUCCGCAGUUUGCCAUCUACGAAUCAACUGACUCUGCCGAAGAGAGUGACUCUGACGAGAUUGCCUCUGCCACCUUCGAAUCCGUUGCUCGUCUUGUACAUAUAGCAGAGGUCAGCCCCACCAUCACUCAAGUCUCUGGCUACAAUCCGCCUGCUCUUGUGCAUCUUCCUCCAGAGAGACCACGAACACAUGAUAGUCAUCAUCCUGGAGUCAUCAAUGGUCAUCAUCAGUAUCUGAACACUUCUCUUGCGCCAUUUAGAUAUCGCUACAACGGCCGUUCGGGGUCCGGUCCUGUAACUCGUUCUGGCUAUCCAUAUCAGCCUUCUCGCCAGGCUACCAACCACUCAUAUCACAGAAACAGCGAUCCGAGGAUAGCAAAUCUCUCUCAAAGAGGCCAUAAUCCUAACGCUGUCUCUUUCUCUCCUCGUGUCCAUUUCGAAUCCGCUCUUCAAGAGCUUUCUCCCCACCACAGGUCCAACGUUGCCUCGAUCAACCGACGAGGAGGAACACUUAGGGCUAGGCCGUCUUCGUCUCGUAUCUCUCACAUCAGUCGUGGUGAGAUGAGCUACCAAACAAGACCUAGGCCUAUGCCGCGUCCCAGAGGGUCUCAGAUGCCUAGAAGACCAUCAGUCCGUGGCGCUCGCCGUACUGGCGGACACCUCAGGCUACCAGCUGCAUCGUCAAUAGACACGGUCAUGGAUCGUUACCCAAUCUUCCCUUCAAUGUUAUCCCAGUCUGACCCUCCAAGACCGGACCAUCUGUUCCUUCCGCGUUCCGAGAGCAUACCUCAGAGAAGAGGCAUUCUCAUUCCACCCGCGGACCUCAGUACCACGCGAAUGCCGUAUCCUCGGUCCCGAUUCUCUUCAACGACGGUGUCCCAUACCUCGGUACAAUCUCGAGCGUCGAGUAACAGUCUGUCGGCCACAAACAUGGUUUCUGCUCUGGAGGAGACCUCAAGACAUGGCUCCUACAGUUCUGGAACUUGGGACGAGCAACGGACCCCUCACCUGGGCAGUGUACGUUCUUCUCGUGUAGGGACUUGGACUUCUCUACUCCAUGGAGAUGAUGAGCGUCGAAGCAGUGGCCUUCCUCCAACGCAGUCGCCACUGGACCGUCUAACCCAGGAGUUGCAGCUUUUGUCCACAGGUUUGUCAACAAGAUCGCAGUCUUCAUUUGAGUGUUCCUCUCGUGUGACAUCUACAGAUGGACAUCUGUUGAGCGGCGAUGCUUUCUACACUGACCCUGAGGAUGAGGUUCAAGAGAGAGAGUUCAAGAAGUACGACCAUCCCACACGCCGCAAUCCGACGCACGUCGACAGGUACAACAUGGGCAGACCGUCGAGCCAUCAGCCUCAGCAUGAUCUCGGCAUGACAGCACGAAUUGUAGAUGUGGAGGUUGAUUGUCAAAGCGCAACAAUCAGACCACUCUCGAUGUCGCCCUCCUCCCAAUCUGUAAGCUCGACUCCCAGGAUUGACGCUUCUCUAGUAGACAGCUCACCGCCUGGGGACUUGCCUGAUCUUCCUCCAACCACACCGGGUCGACAAUUGGUGCGGCCUGCGCGAACUCCCUACACGCCUUGUGUCGGUCUUAAAUCACAGGCGACUCCAAGAGUAAAGGUCUAUGACGAUUGCCAACCAGCCAGCAUGCAGCCGCAAACACCGGCGGACCUCAAUCAUCGUUCCAGAACACGAGUGCAUGACAGUUCUGAGAUGCCUGCCACCAGCCAAACCGCACGCUCCUUUGCAACAAGUCCACCCGUGGAACAAUUGCCGCUGAUUCCACCUCGUAACGCUCACCGCAAUACAUACCCUUCUUUCCAGCAAGCAAACUCACAGCCGCAUUUGACCAACUCGCAACCAUCUAGUCCCUACUCUCCCAAUCUCGAUCUGAGAACUGCUGCGGCCAUCACUGCAGUUGGAAGACGACGAACAGCUCGGGCAUUUUCCAACGAAAAUGUGAUUGACCCGAGUACCAAUGGUAUGGAGACUGAGAGGGAGGCGUUGUUGAGACGCAGAGAAGAAGCUGGCACAAACACCAUGGAUGACACGCCUCCAAGACAGGGUAAGUACGAGCGACUCAUCUCACAAUGA
Molecule: messenger RNA, 2325 nt
Organism: Aureobasidium vineae
Lineage: Eukaryota; Fungi; Ascomycota; Dothideomycetes; Dothideales; Saccotheciaceae
Source: the annotation of a GenBank genome assembly